Molecule: messenger RNA, 216 nt
Organism: Heterobilharzia americana
Lineage: Eukaryota; Metazoa; Platyhelminthes; Trematoda; Strigeidida; Schistosomatidae
Source: the annotation of a GenBank genome assembly
AUGUCAUUCAACAGUUUUAAGAAACAAAAAGUGAAGUUAAGUGAGCUGCAUAAUACUUGCGGCAUCUGUAAACCAAAUUUAUCCGCAGAAAGCUGUAACCUCACAGAUUUGCUUCGAACAAUUGUGUGCAUUAAGUUCGAUCAAUUUCUGGCAUUAGAGUUACCUCAUUUGGACGUUAAUUUCACUUUUUGUAGGGUCAAUGAAUUGUCAGUAUAA